AUGGCGAAUUAUGAUGCUGACACCACUGAGACUGUGUUUAUAGUCUUUGGUGCAUUUUUAGUUUGCUCCUACGCAGCAACCGCACUUUUUCUACUUGGUAUCUUUGUACCUAAACUCACAAGAGAGCUCGAAGAAGUAAUGGACGGAUUUGCCAGAAAUUGGAUUCAGCUCCAAACUCUCACAGCUCUUGCAUAUUUGAACUUGAAGUACACAUACUCAUCUGCAACAAUAAUUCACGCAAACCACUCUUGGGUGUUUAUAAACUACGCUGAUAAAGAUAUAAAAAACUCAAUUUCCCAACCUGAAACGAUCAAUUAUCCUGAUUAUUUUUUUGCGACUGAUGAAUGAGAACCUUACUAUUUUUAUAAUGUAUUUACUGUUAUAUGCAUCGUAGGCGGGUAUAUUUUGGCUUAUGUGGCAUCUAAAUUCAUAUGAAAGCGCACAUAUGACAAAAAUAUUUUGACGAAGAUAAUGGAAUUUGAAGUCGGCUUGCAAAUUUUGAAAAUUGUGCAUUUUCGGCUUGUAAUGUCGUUUUUCUUGGAUUUAAAAGAAAUACUUGAUGGAAAGACUAUUGAUUUUAAUUCUGGGUUAUCUUUUGGUGUCAGCAUAGCACUUUUAGCGGUUUACCCUAUUGGGAAAAUUUUAUAUUUAAGGAUUAAACAUAGAGCGAACUUGGAAGCAUCCAAAAUUAAAAAAAUUUUUGGGGCUGAUUAUAGGGCUUAUAGGUAUUUUAUAAGAGAAUUUCAUUUGAUUUUUGAGCAAUUCGAGAAUAUUGGUAUUGCGGCAAGCUUAUGUAUGAUAGGAGAAUAUAAAGAUAUCCAGCUUAUACUUGUAGUCACACUGCAUGCAGCUAUGCUAGUAUAUAUUGGUGUUUUUCGCCCAUUCCGGGUGUUCAGGACAAACUUAAUCCUCACUUACCACAUAUUUUCAUCAUUCAAAUAUAAAUUAAUACACUAGACCGUCUUCAAUUAAUAAUAAAUUGAAAAUUAAUUUUUAUUAUAAAAAAAAAAUCUAUUUAUUUGAAGAUUUAGAGGAUAUUGCCCAAAGACUGAUAAAAACUGCACUCGCAGGUGUUUUAGUUAUAUACCACUUCAUCGACCAAAAAGAUUUUUUAGAAAAUGGAGUGAUAGCACUCCUGAUAAUUUGGUAUCUAACAAAAUUAUUAUUUACAUUUUUACACAUAAAAGAGCUCAUGAGCUCUGUCAAAACACUGCUAGACCAAGCCCCUAUUGAUGAGCUUGAAAUAGAAGAGCAGCCCAAAGCUUUUAAAAAAAAGAGAAAAUCGAGAAAAGAGGUCUCUUUACUCUCCCCCCCUCCGUGAGUGAAUAAAACCAUUAGAAAAAAUCCCUAUUUUUUGCCCAAAAACCACCCUCUGUGAGUGAACAAAAACGUUUUUAUUAGAAAAAUUUUUUAUGGAAAAAAAAUUUUGAUAUAUAAGUGAUAAUUAGUAUAAUGAAAUCUAGAGCUAAAUCUGCUUAAUUUUAAACAAAUUGCGUUUUAAAACAUAAUUUUUACAAAUUAAAUUAAUAUUUUUCUUCCCAAUUUUAUAGAAGUGAGAUUAUUUAAUUUUCGAAAAAACAAUUUUAUAAAAAAUUUAUAUAUAAAUUUUUUUAAAAACAAAAAUUAACCCCUCCGUGAGUCAACAAAAUUUUUUUGUUCACUCACGGAGGGGGGGAGUUAGCAAAACUGAACUCAAGAAGUGACUCAGAAGAAGAAACUGGUAAAAAGAAAAAUGGAAAGAAAAAUAAUUAUAAUGAUGUGAUCACUACAGGAAGAGAUAGAGGUGAGGAAGAUUUUACUAGAGACAUAUCAGAAGAUGAAUCUCCGAAAAAAACGAAAAAAAAUCAUGAUGGAAAUCAUAUGAGAAAAUUAUCAUCAACUGAAGAGGAAGAUAUAGAUCCUAGAUUAGUGCGAAAAAGAACACCAAAAAGAAGAAGACAGUCAAGAAAGUAA
Blepharisma stoltei is the source of this 1953-nucleotide messenger RNA. NCBI's taxonomy places the organism in Eukaryota, Ciliophora, Heterotrichea, Heterotrichida, Blepharismidae. The record is from the annotation of a GenBank genome assembly.